Messenger RNA from Physcomitrium patens, 3588 nucleotides. RefSeq names its product subtilisin-like protease SBT1.7. Gene Ontology annotation, molecular function: serine-type endopeptidase activity. Gene Ontology annotation, biological process: proteolysis. Lineage: Eukaryota; Viridiplantae; Streptophyta; Bryopsida; Funariales; Funariaceae. The record is from RefSeq and is a predicted model, not a curated record.
UUCCAUCUUUGGGUGUUACUCCGAUUGUGUUUCAGUACGAAACGCCGAAAGGAAACAUCACCUGAAUUUGCCGCAUAUUUGGCCGAAUCCUGCGAUUUGAAUUGCGGUGAUGGAGCUCCCAUGCACAUUUUGCCUCUAAUGUCACCAUUUUUAGUAACUUUGCAUUGCGUGUUCCGACUACUUUGUAGAUGAGGUUUCGCAGGAUUGGAAUGGUAUAAACAUGUACAUGCCGGACUCCGGGACGAUUGCAUGGUGCCUGGGACCGGAGUUCGAGGCCCUGUUGUGGAACACACUGUAGAUAAUUUCUCCAGCUUCAUCCGAGUUGGAGAGACAUUCAGGUUCGCGAAUAGAAUGGGGAAGUUACCCAGGUUGUUGGCACUGCUGGGGAUAUGGGUCCUCAUGGCUGGAAUGGGUGAAGCCGUCGAAGGUCUCAAUGUGGAAAUAACGACAUAUAUUGUUCAGGUGAGCUCGAGCAGUCGAAGUGGUUCCAUGAACACUCUCGAAGAUGCUUCGACAACGUACGCCUCCAUGAUUCAGGCAGUGUCACAGGGUUCGACUGUGAUCUCAUACGAAAUGUCACAAGAGCGCUUGAAGUAUGUCUUCGGUGGGCAUGCCCUCAGUGGGUUUACGGCCCUUCUUACUUCCCAGGAAGCCGACGCCCUAAUGCAGAGAGAUGAUGUGAUGGCGGUUUACCGUGAUCAACAGUAUUUCCCCCAGACUACCCGUACUCCUGGGUUCAUAGGCUUGAGUACCUCCUCCGGGCUAUGGCCAGAAAGCAAUUACGGAAGUGACACGAUUGUUGGUGUUUUAGACACAGGCGUGUGGCCAGAGAGUGAGAGCUUCAAUGACGUGGGGUUUGGGCCAAUUCCAGCUCGCUGGAGAGGAACGUGCCAGACCGGUAAGAGCUUUACCAGGGAGGUUUGUAACAAGAAGCUUAUUGGCGCCAGAUACUUCUCCGCCGGGUAUGAGGCGGUCGCGGGACCCAUAGCUGACAAUUCUACUGAAGUGAGAUCCCCAAGGGACACUGAGGGACAUGGAACUCACACGGCGUCCACAGCGGCCGGAUCGCCUGUGAACGGAGCCAGCCUGAAUGGACUUGCUGCUGGAAUUGCACAAGGUAUAGCGCCGAAGGCACGAGUCGCAGUCUACAAGAUUUGUUGGAGCCAAGGGUGUUUCGCCUCUGACAUCUUGGCAGGUUUCGAGGCAGCCGUGGCCGAUGGGGUGGACGUAAUCUCUCUCUCCGUGGGUGGUGAGGUUGAAAAGUACGAAGUAGAUUUGAUUGCGAUCGGAGCUUUCGGAGCUGCGAAGAGUGGUAUCUUUGUGUCUUGCUCGGCUGGAAAUUCUGGGCCGGGGCCGGGUACGGUCCAGAACAAUGCCCCCUGGGUAAUGACUGUAGGAGCAAGCACCGUAGACAGAGAAUUCCCUGCUGACGUCGAGCUUGGUGACGGCAAGAUCAUCAGCGGAACAUCGCUGUACAGUGACAAUAGUGCGGCUGAGGUUAUGAAAUCAUUGGUUUUUGGAGGUGAUGCAGCCCUAAAAAAUAAAACAGAAGGUGCCAAGUGCACAGACAACUCGUUGGAUCCGGAGAAGGUGAAGGACAAGAUUGUUCUCUGCCAACGAGGAAUAAAUGGCCGCGUCGCGAAAGGGGAUGUGGUGCGCUCAGCCGGAGGCGCAGGUAUGAUUCUCGCGAACUCUGGUGUGGAUGGAGAAGGACUCAUUGCCGACAGCCACCUCUUGCCUGCUGUAAUGGUUGGCGCGGCAGGUGGAAGCACCACCCUGGCCUACAUCACAUCUACCCCCGCUCCUACUGCGAAGCUUUCCUUCAGUGGAACAAAACUGGGCGUCACACCUGCCCCUGCAAUGGCAUCCUUCUCUUCACGAGGACCAAAUCCCCUAAAUUCCAACGUUUUGAAACCUGAUAUCACUGCCCCAGGGGUAAACAUCCUCGCGGCUUGGACUGGUGCUGCAGGCCCAAGCCCCUUAGCUUCUGACACCAGAAGGGUGAAAUUCAAUAUCAUCUCUGGAACUUCCAUGUCAUGCCCUCACAUCAGCGGAUUGGGAGCUUUACUGAAAAGCAAAUACCAGGAUUGGAGCCCCUCAGCGAUCAAGUCCGCCAUCAUGACCUCGGCUUCUCUCAUCGACAACACGCGUGGAAAAAUAACGGAUCAAGUCACGGGCAUCAGUGCAACUCCCUUUGACUUUGGCUCUGGGCAUGCCACGGCUAACGCAUUGGAUCCAGGCUUGGUGUAUGAUAUGGCCACCAAGGAUUACGUGAAUUUCUUGUGCGCAAUUGGCUACUCGGUGGAUAUCAUCGUGAGAUUCACCGCUAAUGCAGUCACCUGUCCGAAUCCCAGAGUCGAGAUUGAGGAUAUGAACUAUCCUUCGUUCUCUGCCGUUUUUAAGCCACGCAUGCUCCUGCAAGGCAACUCAAAGAGUUUCACGAGGAAGGUGACCAACGUUGGGUUUCCAAAAUCCACUUACACGGCCAAAACUACAUCUCCCGAUGGUUACACAAUCACCGUUGACCCGGGGACAUUGACCUUCAGUGAGAUAAACGAGAUCAAGAGCUUCACUCUCACAGUGACUUCGAAUAAUCCCCUUAACAUUGUUCGAGCAGGGACGAAAUUUGGAUCUUUGGAAUGGUCAGACGGAAAGCAUUUCGUACGAAGUCCCAUUGCUAUCACUAUGCAGAGUUAGGCGAUUUGUCAUCCAUUUUUUUGGCGUUUGUGUAUCCUCUUCACAACCUGGCUGGAUAUUGGCCUUGAUAUUAUUUUUUAUCCUAUUAUGGCUGUAUCUUUAGAUACAAUAAGGCUGAACAAAAGUAUGAAUCUGGUACGGAAAUUGUCAUGGACAAAUCCCUUUGCGAUAUCUCUUUAUUACAUAUUACACGUCAUUUUUUAGGAUGGUAGUAAAGCAGAAACUGUGAGAAAAAAACGUAGAACAUUUGCAAAUUAACUCAAUUUUGAAUCGAAUAUAAUCCUUGAAUCUGUACCUAGACUGUUUUGUAUGUUGAGGCUAAACUGUACUAGUGGAUGUUUGGGGAGCUGUGUAGAUCCCUCCCAAAACUGAUACUAGAGAGAUUAGUAACCUACUUCAUAGGAGACCUUCUUGUGCUCUUCUCGAAUCGUGUGGGAAUGAAGCCGUUUGCAAGCGAAAUGGAAGCGCAAGCGGCUUGUCAACAGCAGCUACAUGGGUUACAUUUCAAGAAGCUUCAACAGUUGUGCCCGAAGUGGAGGAAUGGAUGGAGAGGAAUAGCUGCGACACAUUGAUGAUGUGCUGAUGUGCUCUGGUGUUACAGUUUGAUUGUCCAUAUGUCCCAGAAGCAGCCACGCAUUCUGCAGUAUGUCUAAACUGGUAUUCCCCAUGCCACUCGAGCUCUAGGUUCCCGUUUUGUACACGUCCCUGACUGGCAAGCUGAAUACGACAUUUUUUGCGGGAAAUGCAAUAUAUCCUGCUUUCAGUACGUAGUUGUUUCAUGUAUAUCUCAUUGUAGCUGUUGGUAGAUGAUAACGUGAUCUUCAUCUGUAUGCAUACGUGAUCUAUACUCAUUCUCAAAAGAAAUUCGUGAGAAAAUUUGUAGACACCGAA